This is a messenger RNA of Aspergillus oryzae RIB40, 1854 nucleotides long. Its product is annotated as GMC family oxidoreductase. Gene Ontology annotation, molecular function: flavin adenine dinucleotide binding; oxidoreductase activity, acting on CH-OH group of donors. NCBI's taxonomy places the organism in Eukaryota, Fungi, Ascomycota, Eurotiomycetes, Eurotiales, Aspergillaceae. The record is from RefSeq and is a predicted model, not a curated record. Bases 1 to 1854 code for a protein of 617 amino acids. Gene Ontology annotation, biological process: secondary metabolite biosynthetic process. The transcript has 5 exons.
AUGCGUCGAGCUGGUCUUGCUUCAUUCGUACUGCAGUCACUAGUCCUCCACACGAACGCUGUUCCGAGUACCCAGUCAGAUACAUAUGUGUCUCGAGUGGAUGCGCGCGGUUUUGGAGACGCAUCAUUCGACUACAUUGUUGUCGGUGGCGGCACUGGUGGAAAUGUCAUUGCCACUCGACUGGCGCAGAAGUCAUUGAAGGUUGCCCUGGUUGAGGCUGGUGGAUUGUAUCAAUUGGAAUCAGUCGCUGCGGUUCCUGCGGCGGACGUUCUUCCUGUCGGAUCGGAUCCCAAUACCAAAGCUCUCCAUGACUGGGGGUUUGUGGCAGAGAAAGUUGCCGGGGCUAAUGGGCGAUCGAUCCAUUAUGCGCGGGGGAAAUGCUUGGGUGGCUCAUCCGCCAUGAAUUUUAUGAUUUACCAACGACCGACGCGCGAAUCGAUGGAACAAUGGGCCACAGCUGUCAAUGAUAGCAGCUACACCUUCGACCAGGUUCUACCAUACUACAAGAAAAGUGUACACUUCACACCACCAAACACAAAGACGCGCUUCGCAAAUGCGACGACCGGUUUCGAUGCAGCCGCGUAUGACGCCCAAGGCGGUCCUCUCGAAGUAUCGUACGCCAACUAUGCGAUGCCCUUUUCAACCUGGAUGAGCCGCGGGAUGGAGGCGAUUGGGAUCAACGAGACCCAGGAAUUCAAUCAUGGGACUUUAAUGGGUGCGCAGUAUUGCGCUUCGACGAUAAGCCCGAAAGACCAGCUCCGGAGCAGCUCCCAGGCUUCGUUCCUGGCAUCCAUCAAAGCGCCCUCCCUAACUACGUACUCGAAUACCCUGGCUAAGAAGGUGCUCUUUGACAAGAACAAAAAGGCCACUGGAGUUCGGGUUAAAGGCCUGCUGGGAAACACCUUCACCCUGAACGCAAAGAAAGAAGUGAUCAUUUCUGCAGGCGCUUUCCAGUCCCCGCAGCUCUUGAUGGUCUCUGGAAUCGGACCGAGAGAUACUCUAGAGCAACACCAUAUUGAGGUACUUGCUGAUCGACCAGGUGUUGGACGGAAUAUGUGGGAUCAUCCAUUCUUUGCACCUUCAUACCGGGUUACUGUGGAUACUUUCACUAAGAUCGCGACGAAUUUGCUAAAUCUCGUCAAAGACUUUUUGAAUUCCUCCAUCAUGAAAACAGGACCUCUGACGAACCCGGUUGCGGAUUAUUCGGCGAGGGAGAAGAUCCCUGAUAGCCUGCGGUCCCAGUUCACUAGCCAGACGCUGAAGGACUUGGCCACUUUUACAAGUGAUUGGCCGGAAGCUGAGUAUAUCUCCGGCGCAGGCUACAUGGGCACGGUCUCCAACCUCCUCACAGACCAACCCAAAGACGGGUACCAAUACGCUUCCAUGCUGGGUGUGCUCAUCACCCCGACAUCGCGAGGCAAUAUCACACUAAAAUCAGCCGAUACUUCCGACCUACCCAUCAUCAAUCCCAACUGGCUCGAUACGAAGUCCGAUCAGGAAGUCGCAGUGGCCAUGUUCAAGCGUAUCCGCCAGGCAUUCCAGAGCGAAGCCAUGGCCCCCGCUGUCAUAGGAGAGGAGUAUCAUCCCGGGAAACGGGUGCAAACUGACGAACAGAUCCUGGAAUAUAUUAAAGACAAUGUGAUGACGCUCUGGCAUGCCGCUUGUACCUGUAAGAUGGGCACUUCUGAUGAUGAAAUGGCGGUGGUUGAUAGCCAGGCCCGGGUGUAUGGCGUUGAGGGGGUUCGGGUUGUGGAUGCCAGUGCUUUUCCAUUCCUCCCUCUGGGACAUCCUCAGUCGUCUGUUUAUAUGUUGGCGGAGAAGAUCUCCGAUCUUAUCAUCAAUGGAUCGAGUUGA